Molecule: messenger RNA, 1182 nt
Organism: Mycotypha africana
Lineage: Eukaryota; Fungi; Mucoromycota; Mucoromycetes; Mucorales; Mycotyphaceae
Product: Coproporphyrinogen III oxidase
Exons: 5
Coding region: 1-1182 (393 amino acids)
Cellular component (GO): mitochondrial intermembrane space; cytoplasm
Molecular function (GO): coproporphyrinogen oxidase activity
Source: RefSeq, a predicted model, not a curated record
AUGUUUAGAGGCAGAGCACUACUAUUGAAUUCAGCAAGAGUCAGUCGUGCAGCAACUGUGAAUAUAAGACGUCAGUUCUCUAUGACCAAAACCAUAGUAUCCAACAAGAGUUGGAGAAAUAAGGCUGCUAUUGGUGCUAUUGGCGUUACUACUUUUGCCUUGAUGUGGGCAAACGCGAACAAGGUUUAUUGUGAUGUGAUAGGGGAUGAUAACCAGCGCAGAUCUGAGGGACCCAUUACAGAUAAAGAUCCUAUGAGAUUACGGAUGGAAGCAUUCAUCAAGGGACUGCAAAAUCGAAUUGUCAAUGAUAUCGAACAAUUGGACGGCAAACAAUUUACAAAAACUGUCUGGGAACGCCCUGAAGGGGGUGAGGGUAUUACUUGCGUACUUCAAGAUGGAAAUGUUUUUGAAAAGGCGGGUGUGGGAGUAUCCAUUGUAUAUGGUCAAUUGCCUAAAGCAGCUGUAGAGCAAAUGCGCCACGACCGUGGCAAGGAAAUAGACGCUGAUGGGCCUGUUCCUUUUUUCGCGGCAGGUAUCUCGUUAGUCAUACAUCCUCAUAACCCUAAUGCGCCAACUGUGCAUUUAAAUUACCGUUAUUUUGAAAUUGAAAACCCUGACGGUACACCCAAGAUGUGGUGGUUUGGUGGCGGAUCUGAUUUGACACCCGCUUAUUUGUACGACGAAGACGCUGUGCAUUUCCACCAAACGUUGAAGGAUGGUUGCGAUAAGUUUGAUAAGAAAUAUUAUAGCCAGUUCAAACAGUGGUGUGACAAAUACUUCUUCAUCAAACACAGAGGUGAAGCUCGUGGUGUGGGUGGUAUUUUCUUUGAUGAUUUGGAUGAUAAACCAGCAGAUGAAUUGUUUAAUUUCGUGAAAGAAAUGGGCAAUAGGUUCUCAGAGUCCUACAUUCCUAUUGUCAAACGAAGAAUGAACAUGAAAUAUACUAAGGAAAUGAAGGAUUGGCAGCAAAUUCGCCGUGGUAGGUACGUUGAGUUUAACCUGGUCUGGGACAGAGGAACAAAGUUUGGAUUGCAGACACCAGGCGCACGCAUUGAAGCUAUUCUAAUGUCACUACCACUUACAUCCCGCUGGGAGUACAUGAAAGAAGUAAAGGAUGGAUCUAGAGAGCAAGAUUUAGAAGAAGUGUUGAAAAAUCCGAGAGAUUGGAUCCCUCUUGAGUAA